AUAUAAACCACCAGGCCCAUAACAUAUCCCCAUUGUCAGUUUGUCACCUCACCGGCGCCAUAGCCGUACUCUCUGAAACUACUUCCCACUUUCUCAGAGACGGAGACGCUCCGUCUUCUUUUUCUCAAAUAGAGCAUUAAGAAAUUAGGGUUUUAGGAUUUUUUAGAACGGGAGAACAAUCGCGUCAACAGCAAUGGAGAGCGCCUUCGCAAACGCCUCGGCGAUCACGGACCAGAGGCAGAAGAUCGAGCAGUACAAGCACAUUCUCUCCUCCGUCAUCUCCUCCAACGACAUUAUCCACGCCAAGAAGUUCAUCGAUCACAUGCUAUCGGAUGAUGUGCCGCUAGUCGUGUCGAGGCAGCUCUUGCAGACUUUUGCGCAGGAGUUGGGGAGAUUGCAGCCCGAGGCGCAGAAGGAUAUUGCUAAGUACACUCUUACUCAGAUUCAGCCUCGUGUGGUUUCCUUCGAAGAACAGGUGUUGAUUAUUAGAGAGAAACUUGCUGAGCUUUAUGAGUCAGAACGGCAGUGGUCGUUAGCGGCACAAAUGCUGAGUGGAAUUGAUUUGGACUCUGGAAUGAGGGUCAUUGACGAUGGCUAUAGAUUGUCAAAGUGCGUCCAAAUUGCUAGCCUGUAUCUCGAGGAUGAUGAUGCUGUUAAUGCCGAGGCAUUCAUUAACAAAGCUUCAUUUUUGGUUAGCAACAGCCAGCAUGAAGUGUUGAACUUGCAAUACAAGGUUUGUUAUGCAAGGAUUUUGGAUUUGAAGAGGAAGUUUUUGGAGGCUGCAUUACGCUACUAUGACAUAUCUCAAAUUGAGAAGAGACAGAUAGGGGAUGAAACUAUCGAUGAGGAUGCAUUGGAGCAAGCUCUGACUGCUGCUGUAACGUGCACUAUUUUGGCUGCUGCUGGUCCUCAACGGUCUCGUGUCCUGGCCACUUUGUAUAAGGACGAGAGAUGCUCAAAACUCAAAAUUUAUCCUAUACUACAAAAGGUGUACUUGGAAAGGAUCCUGAGGAAACCUGAAAUUGAUGCAUUUUCUCAAGAACUAAAGCCGCAUCAGAAAGCACUGCUGCCAGACAACUUCACUGUCCUUGAUCGUGCGAUGAUCGAGCACAAUCUUCUAAGUGCAAGCAAGCUGUACACAAAUAUAAGUUUUGAGGAGUUGGGCACCUUGUUGGGUAUCCCUCCGCACAAGGCUGAAAAGAUCGCAUCAAGGAUGAUUUUCGAAGACAGAAUGAGGGGAUCAAUAGACCAGGUGGAAGCCGUCAUACAUUUUGAGGACGACACUGAAGAGCUGCAACAGUGGGAUCAACAGAUUGUUGGAUUGUGCCAAGCACUGAACGAUGUCCUUGAUAGCAUGGCGAAGAAGGGCUUAGCAAUUCCAGUCUGAUUCUUCUUUAAAGUCGAGUUGUCUUAAGCUGCUCUUUAAGAGCAUGUAAUGAAUCAGCCUUCGAGCAACCAUUUUGUACACACAAAUUAGAGAACCAUUUACGAGUGCCACUAUUUUGUGAAGUUUUGUGGCGUUUGGUAUCCUACUCGCGAAACUCUUUCAUUUUAGUGGAGAAUUUUAUUUGUUCAUUCUCUUUUUUUCGUCAUUUUCAUUCUUGUAAUCAUGUUAUUUGCCUCGAUACAUCGUAAAAAGCCA
Molecule: messenger RNA, 1642 nt
Organism: Linum tenue
Lineage: Eukaryota; Viridiplantae; Streptophyta; Magnoliopsida; Malpighiales; Linaceae
Source: the annotation of a GenBank genome assembly